This is a messenger RNA of Tricharina praecox, 708 nucleotides long. RefSeq lists its product as uncharacterized. NCBI's taxonomy places the organism in Eukaryota, Fungi, Ascomycota, Pezizomycetes, Pezizales, Pyronemataceae. The record is from RefSeq and is a predicted model, not a curated record. Bases 269 to 673 code for a protein of 134 amino acids. The transcript has a single exon.
CCCCCCCCCCCCCCCUGCCCGCUUGUCUUCUUUGCUUCAUUCACUGCAAUAUUCCCUUCAUUCUUCCGUUCCUUCCUCUUCUCGCCUGGUGCUUUGAUAUUUGUAUAAAUAGCUGUUGUUUCUUUUGCUUUUUUCUUUCCUUUGCUGUUCUGUUUUUUUUUUACUUCUUUUCUGGGUUUCAUUCACAAAAGCUACGGCUGCAGCUUGGAGUAACUUUUUUAACGUGCGUUGGGUCACCACAGAUACGAACCUGCUCUACGUCAUGUAGAUGCGCCGCCACGACCGACAUGAAACGGAACGAACGGACGAACGGAAUACAGUCGCUAUCGAGGUUAUGGAGGAGGGGGGAGGGGGAAGGGGGAAUGCAUGGGAUGGACAGACGGCAGACUUAUUUUUUCAACUGCCAUUUUUGUAUUGUCAUUCGCAUCGUGGUUUUGGUAGCAUCAUCUUUGUAGGAUUCUAUACCUUGCUGGUCGUUUUUGGUGAUUUGUAUUAUCUAUGCAUAACUACUAUACUCGUAUCAUACUUGCAAUACUUGCACGGACAUGGCUAUCCAAUACAACAUAUGUAUGUAACUACGGUUGGAGGUGUAGUUGGAGGUGAUACCUUGUACUUACAACGCUGUCAUGCCCCGAGUCCAGGAGAUGGGGAGAUGCCUGGGGCAAAUGGUUGAAUGCAUAAACGUGGUUUGCUCCAGAUUUAGGCAUU